AUGCCGUCACGCCGUGAGUAUCAGUCGCAUUCCGGCGAGGCUCCAAAGCCGGACACCGCCACGGACCGAAAGGCCGACGCCAGCGCCGACGGAAAGUCGGGCACCGGUACCAGCCAGAGUCAAGACCAGGGUGCCGGGACCGGGAGAACGCAAAGGACAACCAAGAACGAAAGACCCGCCUACGGCGCCCCAGCAAAGGCCGAUGCGAAGGACCUCCGCUUCAAGGAUCUCAAGCUGGAGGACAUGGCAACGCUCGCCAAUGAUCCGUACGAGUUCGUGUAUAACCCGCGUGAGAAGGUUACGUGGUUCCAGGCCAUGGACAAGAAAUGGAAGGCCGGGCCCUACUACGGCGGUAGCAGCAGUGGCGGCGGCGGCGGCGGCGGCGGCGGCGGGCACACGAUGGACCUGCCGAUCAGGCGCGGCCAGUCUCGGCAACAGCCGCCAGCCAGGGGCGCGGGAGCGACGCCGCCGCAGAGCCGGUCCGGAGGAGGGGGCUCGGGCUCGGGAGGCACGAGCGGCCGGCCGCCACCGGCGACGGGCCAGCCAGCGACGCAGCCCGGAAGGGCCGGCGGGCAAGCUCCCCCGCCCAGCCAGAAGCCGAAAAAGCAGGACGGAAAGCAGCAGGGGGGGUCGGGGUCGGGCGGUCAACAGGGUUCAAGCUCGACCACCAAAAAGAGCCCGGGUUCGGGGAAGAAAGGGUGA
Messenger RNA from Gaeumannomyces tritici R3-111a-1, 702 nucleotides. RefSeq lists its product as hypothetical. The record is from RefSeq and is a predicted model, not a curated record. The transcript is spliced from 2 exons. Lineage: Eukaryota; Fungi; Ascomycota; Sordariomycetes; Magnaporthales; Magnaporthaceae. Bases 1 to 702 code for a protein of 233 amino acids.